UGCGAUUGGACGUUCUCAAUACAGGAACGCAACAGGACGGUGUGGACAAGACCCGGGUUGCUGAGCAGUCCGUGAGGCACUCGUCUCAAUUUUUAGCAGCGGUUCAAGUCGGACGAUGUAAAGCGAAAUGUCGGUUGCUAUUCUCCGCGCCUGAACUUGAGAAAACGAGGAAUGAUCCUGGUUUUCUAAUAGAAACUGACUGUAGAACCAGUGCGAAAUGCAGGACUUGUGAAUUAGCUUGUGAACUACCCCCGAGUGAGUGUAACCGACAAUGCAGAUCGCUUGCCAUAUGCAGGAUCGUAGGUGAUUUCCGUCAGCAUUUAGUUGCCCAGCCGAAAAACCUGUUGGCUGAUUCAGUGAAACUCGCGGAAUUGAAGCUAGACCGGCCCCGUGCAGUUUGCCUAAAAUACACUCAAAGAUUCGUCACAGGAUUUAUGUUCGAAUUGUAUCUAUCUAACACGACAUCCAGGACGUACGUAAGGUCAUCUGUACCUAUUGUGUUUAUCGUCGAGCACCGAACCCGAUCGCAGCCGAACAUCGAAGAACCGUGGACGUUACAGGGAAUGAGUUGGUCGGGGUUAACAAUGAUUCCCGUUGAAGCAGGCGGCGUGCAUCAAUACCGAGUGACCCCUGUUACGGUGGAUGGCGUUCUUCCUGCUAGGUCUUCUCACUGGACAUACGCGUCACCUAAACCAGGCGAAUUUGAGGCUCCAAAGAACGUACGCAUAAUACGUAUGGAAGGUUAUAAUCGUCGAAUCAAAGCAACGAUUGUUUUUAAACAUCAGAUUCUGCCAUCGUGUGAUUACUCCAUUGAUAUUAUCAACAACCUUCAUGGUUCUACCUCUCGUCGUAUUCACAGUCUACCGCAGGAUUUCUUCCGAAAGGAUCUCCAAGAUCUAGCGUUCACCCAAAACUACACAAUGGUAAUUAAAUCAACGGAUUCGACAGGCACAAUAUUUAGCGGUUUCAACUACACAAGAUGGUUUGAAACGCCUUCUUGUCUCGAAGCAUUCAACCACAACUUCUCCAUGUGCGCUCCUGGGCCCCCAAGUAUGAUUAGCGUCGAGGAGACGAUGCACGGCUUACGCCUUCUGUGGAAUCCACCCCCAUACACUGCUCCCGAUAACCUUGUGUUAACUUACGAGGUUCAGAUCUCAACGAACCCGUCAGCCCAACAGGUCCCAGCCGUACAGGCCCAGGCGCUAUUUAUGCAACGCUGCGUUAAUGCCUCGGUUAAUUUUAUAGACGUGCACGGCAUAGGAAAAAGCAAACUAUAUUUGGUGCAGGUGCGGGCAAAAAGUAGGGCCGGCGUCGGUGCCCCUGCUUCAGUUAUUUAUACCUCUCGCGGACAUUCAGUCGAACGGCACCUUACCAACUUUAUUGGCCUCAUUGUUGUAGCCAGUGUAAUGUUAAUUCUAGCAGUUAUGACAUCGAAAAAGUAG
Molecule: messenger RNA, 1442 nt
Organism: Varroa destructor (honeybee mite)
Lineage: Eukaryota; Metazoa; Arthropoda; Arachnida; Mesostigmata; Varroidae
Molecular function (GO): protein binding
Source: RefSeq, a predicted model, not a curated record